AUGAACAAGAAGCUUAAGAUCCGCAAAAAGCGUAACCAGAAACCAGAGGUCCGUGCUGCUGCCCGUGCUGCUCUGAAGGAGGCAAAGGAUCGCAGCAAGGCGAAAAAGUCGGUGUCCAAGUCCGAGCAUGCCAGCAAGGGCAUUAAGGACGGUAACGCCCCUCAUGCUCAGAAGAAGUCGAGUAACGGUGGUGCCAUUUAA
Messenger RNA from Peronospora farinosa, 201 nucleotides. The record is from the annotation of a GenBank genome assembly. Lineage: Eukaryota; Oomycota; Peronosporomycetes; Peronosporales; Peronosporaceae.